AUGGUGGGAUCAGGUUCUUCAGGUGGAGAUUUACGAACUCCACAGUUUGAUGGUGCAAACUAUGAUUUACGAACUCCACAGUUUCAUGUUAUUGAAACCCUUUUCAUUGAUCAUGUUUGUGAAUGGCAGGACUGUUUGUCUUUGUCUCUAUCGACUGGGAACAGUUUGCAAGUAACAUAUGUUCUGAUGCGCUCUCUCCGGGAGCAGUAUCUCUCAAUGCUGCAAAGAGCCCAGGUAAAAUCAACUGUUACUGAUCCUGGCCAAAGUCACAUGUCCACAGUUGCCAUACCCAAUGGUUUGCCCACUACUGUUGCCCUGACACUAAAUGAGAGCUCAUCUCCAAUGAGCACGGAUUUUCAUCCCAUUUGGCAGACAAUUCUUCUAUUUGGAACUUGUGUUGGAGACAUAGGACCACCAUGGGAUGUUAGUUCCGGGGAAAAGUUGCUUUUGAGAAAUUUUAGAGUCUGGAAUCUUGACAUAGGCCCGAUGGCCUUAAAGUGGUACCGAUUGGUGGAGAGUGAGCACUUUCCAGAUCCAACUGGCCUUCGAGCUCGAAUAGAACAAUGGACUUUUGGCCUUCAUCCAGCAUGCAUCAAGUAUUUCAUGUCUGCAUUAGAUGUUCCAGACGUUAUGGCUGUCACCCGAAACAAUAUAUGCAAGAAUGGGAUGGAAUCACUAUCUAGAGCGGGUGCCAUAAUCUAUUAUGCUUCCGUCUUCCUUUAUUUCUGGGUGUUCUCAACUCCUUCAUUCACCCGAUUCCACAUCAAAAGUGACGGUGAUCUUGAAGUCUACACUCUUGCAGUUGAUAAGGUCCCGAAAGAGUGA
Messenger RNA from Prunus armeniaca (apricot), 825 nucleotides. The record is from the annotation of a GenBank genome assembly. Lineage: Eukaryota; Viridiplantae; Streptophyta; Magnoliopsida; Rosales; Rosaceae.